GGGACGCGGCGUGGACGGAGCCCCUGCCAGGCAAUUAGAAGUCUGGAAGAUCUGAUUUCAAAGCACACCACAGUUUUCAAAGCAAGUAAAUCUACAUGAAGAGCUACAGAAAGAGCUGAUUUAAGAAGACGGUGUUUGCAAAAAUGUCUUCAAGUUGUGUGACUCCAGUGUUUGCUUUGAUGAUUUUGUGUUUUGCAGAGGCAGGUCCUGUGCCAAAGAGUGAGUGUGUGCUAUCCCCUGUUAACAGUUCGCACCCAGUCCAUGCCUUGUUGGAGAGUUUCACAGUCUUAUCUGGCUGUGCAAGCCGAGGCACAACAGGCCUACCACAAGAGGUGCACGUCCUCAAUCUCAGAAAUCCUGAGGAAGGUCUUGACCAUCAUGAAAGAGAGGUCACGUUACACUUGACUCCAAUUUCAUCAGUGCAUAUUCACCAGAAGCCUCUGGUGUUUCUUCUCAACUCGCCUUUGCCCCUGGUUUGGAAGCUAAAAACAGAAAGACUGGCACCUGGAAUCCGGAGAGUUUUCUUUGUGUCUUCAGGUUCCAUUGUUUGGUUCGAGAAGGGAAAUUUCUCUUUGUCAGCAGAAAUGGAAGAAAAGAAUUUUCCUGAGAGAAAUGAACAUCUGUUACAGUGGGCCCAAAAGGAAUAUGGAGCAGUAACGUCUUUCACUGAACUCAAAAUAUCAAGAAACAUCUAUAUUAAAGUAGGAGAAGAUCAAGUUUUUCCUCCCACGUGCAACAUAGAAAAGAAUUUUCUCUCUUUAAAUUACCUUGCGGGAUACCUACAACCAAAAAGAGCAGAGGGGUGCCUAAUGUCUAACUUGGUCCAAGAAAGGGAAGUUCACAUAAUUGAACUAAUUACUCCAAAUUCCAAUCCAUACAGUGCUUUCCAGGUGGAUAUAAUCGUUGACAUUAAACCAUCUCAACCUGGCGCCAAACUUGACAGAAAUGUGGUACUUAUCCUCAAGUGUAAAAAAUCGGUCAACUGGGUUAUCAAGUCGCACGAUGUCCAAGGAAAGCUGGAAGUCAUUACAUCAAAUAGUAUUGGUUUUGGAAAGGAAACAGAACGAUCCAUGACUAUGAGUAAAUCAGUAAUACCCAAUAUUCCUUCAUCACAUGAAAGUUUGAUCAAGUGGGCAUAUGAGCAUAAAUAUAGUCCAGUUACUUCCUAUACAAAAGCUCCCGUUGCUAACAGAUUUCAUCUGCAACUUGAACAUACAGAAGAGAUGAAUGAUGAAGAAGACCAUUCUCUUCCUCCAGAGCUUACAGAACUGCUGCAUGGUGCAAAGAAUCCUGCAUUAAGUGAUGGCUUGACUUUUCCUUUUCACAUUAAUAGAGGAGGACAUGACACAGGGGGAGAAGGAAUUUUCCCAUCCAGGGAUUCAGUAGACACAUUAAUUAAUCAUGACUUUGAGCAUUCCCUCUCAAAACACAAAGAACCUGAGGAAGUUCAAGGCAGUGCUGAUGUAGCUCUGUCAAUAAAGUGUGAUGACAAAGUCAUGACAGUGGCUGUAGAAAAAGACUCUCUACAGGCAAGCGGCUACACAAGGACUGAACUCUCAUUGCUGGAUCACUCUUGCAAAGCCAGGAUGAAUGGUACCCAUUUCAUUCUGGAGUCUUUGCCGAACAAAUGUGGGACUCGGACAUCAUAUAUCUUGGACAAGAUUGUUUAUUUUAACUCUAUUGUCAUUCAGCUAUCAUCACCAGCUGAAGGCAGCAGCUUUGAUGAUGAUGACAUGGAAUCAGGUGAUAAUGGAUUUCCAGGAGAUGCUGACGAGGGAGAUGCUACUUUCUCAAGCUGGCCUGAAAUAGCGUUUAAUUGCACAAUGCACCAGCCAGAGAAAGACUUCUUUAAUCCUGCCAUGUUCUGGCCUCCUGAGCCACACAUCACCAAUGUGACCUUCAACAUGGAGCUCUACAAAACAGAUCUAUUCCUUACUCCCUCCCAAGGACUCUUCUCUGUUGCUGAAAAUGGGCCAAUAUACGUAGAGGUGUCUGUGACUAAAGCUGACAGAUCCUUAGGCUUUGCCAUUCAAACGUGCUUUGUUUCCCCAUUUUCAAAUCCAGAUAGAAUGUCUGAUUACACCAUUAUAGAAAAUAUUUGUCCUAAGGAUGAGUCUGUUAAAUUCUACAGCACUGAGAAGCUGAACUUCCCAAUAGCGCAUGCGCAGAAGGACAAAAAAAGAUUUAGCUUUGUGUUUAAGCCAAUAUUCAACAUCUCACUGCUUUUUCUUCACUGUGAGUUAACGUUGUGUACAAAUAAAGAGAAAGAUCCCCAAAGACUGCCUAAGUGUGUUCCUCCUGAUGAAGCUUGUACCUCUCUGAAUGUGGAUAUGAUCUUAGCCAUGAUGCAUAACAAAAAAACCUUCACCAAGCCUCUUGUAAUAACUCAUGAAGGAAAGCUAGAAGAUUCUUCUCUUCCAAAAUCAACUGUGAGGCAACCGUCUGUGUUCUAUGGCUUGGACACUCUUACCGUCGUGGGCAUUGCAUUUGCAGCAUUUGUCAUUGGAGCCCUGCUAACAGGAGCGCUGUGGUUUAUCUACUCUCACACAGGGGAGGCAGCUGGAAGACGGCAGGUCCCUACAUCCCCACCAGCCUCUGAGAACAGCAGCGCAGCGCACAGCAUUGGCAGCACGCAGAGCACUCCUUGUUCCAGCAGCAGUACAACCUAACUGUGGGGACAGCAACACUGAGGAACAGCAUAGGAGUGCGGAGGUUCAAAGGACUGUGUGUUGUUGACAUCAGCAUUUUAAUGCUCAAAGUUUGGUUCCUUUAUGAAAACGUGAGGAUGGAUUGUUCUACAGGAAAAAAAAAAAAAAAAGAAAAAAAAAAAGACUGAUUUUCUUUUGGGGAAGCCACUAUGUGUAUGUGUGUGUAAUGUGUGUGUACACGUGCACACAAUGCGUGGGUAAGCACAGCCUUUUGAAUCUACAGCGUGUUAUGCUACAUGUGACAAAGCUACUAACGUUACAGUACUGCAACCUGUUCUAGGGGUCUCUGGGCCCUCAAUGUGAAAUCUUUGCCAGUUUGGAAAAAUGCUGCUUUGUCUAUAUGACUAUUUUUUUUCCCUAAACCGUCUCAUUGACACAAGGUAUUCAUUAAGGGAAUUCAAAAAAUAAGCAGAACAAAAAUUAUCUUAGGUCAAAAGAUUUCUAUUUGUCUAUAGCAAGAAAGCCUGAAGGUCAAAUCUCUUUGGUUAAUAACAUGUUAUUACUUCAGCUGUGUUAGCAACUUAUGAGUAACCUUUGUUUUGUUAAGCUUACAGCUACAGCAUCUCAUUUGCUUUUCUGUUGUGUUUGCAGCUUCAGGUUUAUUCCAGUUAUUUCUGUUUUAAUACAUGUUCAUUUGGUAAUUGGAGAAGAGCACGCUCUAACAUUCCCUUUCCUCUUUUCCAGGCCAAAGCUCUUUAAUAAGAGAUUCUUAAUCCGCUAUACCAAAUACAAACACACACAAACAGUAAGAUAAGAAAUUUUCUUGUGCACUAGUAUAAAUGUGUGUGUACAUUUAAUGGCAGUGUCCUUAUACAAACAGAUGUAUAUCUGAAUCCAAACCUGUUAUUUCAACAACUGCAAAAUUAGCUCAGCAUUCCUUCCAUAUGUAAAACAUAAAAUGCAUAGAUAUGAAACAACUGUCUCGUUGGUUCAUAAUGGGUAGAUAGAAGAGAUAAAAAAGGUGGUGGUUCUACUCCUUUAGCUUCCUUCAAAUUCCCUUUGAAAUAAGAGAUGAUUUUGAGAGGGCACAGAGAAUGUGCGGUAAAGCCUAUUGUUUUUGUAAAAUGCCACCUAUGAAACUAAGCUAUUCUCUUAAGAUAAGUGUGCAGUUGUUUGUGCCAAACCAUUGUAUGAAGAUUGAAAUUUGAUAGUCCCAAAGAAGCGUUGAGAUGCAGAAAGCACAAGAAGGUACUGAUUGUCUCAGUGAUUUUUUUUUUAGCGAAUUGCCAUGGCUUGACCCUUGACUAGAUGCCAAAUGAGAAGAAACAAUAAGUGAUUUUUUUAAUGUGUGAUUCUUUGACUGUUAUGUUGCCACUUUGUAAUUUUAAUGUGUCCUACUGAUCCUUCUCCUUUAGGGAAAAAUGAGCGUUGUUUUCCUCUGAAAAAGGGGUAACUAACUUUCAUAGAUUUUAGUAAAGAUUACCUGUGUUUUGCAAGAGGAGAAGGGAAUUGAUUACACUAGAGUGAUAGCCUGCUCUGUAGUCUGAGCUGCAGAUUUCUUUUGCUGAUUCUACACUUGUGCCUUGCUGAUGUGAGGGUGGUCAAAGUGCAAGAUAUGCAAUGGAUGUUAAGCGCCCAGAGUUGGGUAGAAGAAUAUUGCUCAAUUUGAAUCUAAUUUGUUACUGAUCCUGCAAACAUUCAUGCCUGUGGGUAGCUACAUGCAUCAUCAUCUUGAUAGUACAUGAACAUGCUCAGCUCUGCAACUUAUUGGUAUUCUCAGAGUCAUUAGAGACAUCCAGUGCAUACAGUUAUGCAUGUGAAAAGUGUUUUAUGUUACCAGGCCAGUAAGUAGUCCUGGAGACAUCGGCAGGAGUUGUCAUGCAAGUGUAGCUGUACCCAUGCACGGGAGUAUGCAGGAUUGGUUCUGAUAAGAGGUAUCAGGAGGAUGAAGGUGCUACCUGUGUGGUCAAAAAGAAAGUGCUUUGUCUAACCUUCAGCAGAAUGUAUUGUAAAAGCAUAUUCUAUGUGUAAAGUCUUUAAAGAUGUCUUCAAAGAAGACUAGAGUCUUUAAGUUCAAUCAUAGCUAUAUUUUACUACAUUAAAUUUGUGUAUAAAGAUAUAUUUAAAUGUUUUAGAUAAAUGUAAGUUACUCUAUAUGAAAUGUUUAAUUUCAGUUACUGUGAAAUUUACAUACUCUGUAAAUUCUUUCCUUGUUUUAACCCUUUCCUUCAGAUAUUUUUAUUGAGUAGUUUCUCAUAAGAAGUUUUAGAUUUGGUUGUUGGGAGGGAUGGGUUAAAAACUUUUAUGUAAAAUAGAUAACUUUAUAUUUUUGAGAGAAAUGUGCUGCAUUAACAAUGUUUUUAUAAAAAAAAUACUCUAAUUUUAAAGUGAUGUAGAGAUUUAUAUUUACUGUUGGAUAAACCAAAAAUAUAUGAAGUUCAAAGAUUCAAUUUAUUCGCUUUGAUUUCAAAUAUUUUAGUUAAUCAAACGUGGUAUAGUUAGCUGUUUAAUUCAGAAAUUUUAAUCAAUCUGAAUUAAUUGGCUGUUCAAGGUUACCAAAAAUACAUGGAAUUCUUUAGCAGAUGGAAGAGGCAUUUCUGAUUCGAGAGAACUAAAAUGGACCUUCCAAGUUAAUAGCUUUAUUGCAAAAAACCUACAGUGCUUUCCAGCAGCUGGUAAGUUGCCUGUGAUUCAGAGUACUGAUACACCUGUAAGCUCUGCUUUUAUAACAGCCAUUCAUAUCUACUGCAAGUUUCUGUGCUUGGUGUGGCAAGCUAUCUGAAUGUAUGACUGCAAAGUCACUCAUUCCCAAGUCCAUUGAACGUGGGCUUGUCACUCUGAAUUUCUUGGGGCAAAUAUCUGCCUAUUGUGGAGAGCUACCAGAACACCUCUGUACCACUGAUGUCCCAAAAGCAGGGCUUCAGGGGGGCUGGCCACAUGCUGGCUCAUCACAGUAGUAGCUUCUAGCCUAACCAAAUUUACUCCAAAGGAACUUCUUAUGCAAGAAUGGGAGGACUGGGCUUAAAAGGGACACCUUUUCUCUGAAAGCUAUCAGUAACAUACUUAAACUCCAAACCGUACUGCUUGUUCUGACAUUCGCUGCCUAAUCACUAACCUGUUAGAGCCUUUGGUGUUGGACAUUACUAUAUUGAUGUUUCAAGAAGUCAGAGCUUUAUGUGUUAGAAUGUUUUUGUAGUGUUUUCCUAAUGGAAAUGGAUUUUCCAAAAUGUCUGUAGAUGUUGGUGAUUGUAAACUGUCCCCUGCCUUUUUCUAGCCAUUUCUUGUAUGUAUGUACCAUUCUUUUUGUUACGUAUAUCUACCUCACGCUUCACAAGAAGACUAUACUGUUGGUUGUGCUGACAGCCCUUCCUGUGAGGUGACUGAUCUGCCAUGUUGUUGUUCAUCAUUUUGGGGAUGUUCAUGGAGUUAACAAUGUUUUGCUGCCAUGUACCUACCAGUUCCAUGCAGUAUUCUCACAUUUAAAUAAAUAAGUAUAUUUCUUUAGGAUCCAAAUGCCAGGUUUUUUUAAAAUCAAAGAACAUUAGAAAUGUACUUGCUAAUACCUGUGGCCAGUCAGAACACCCCAUUUGUACUACACAUUAUGUUCAGUAUUGCAGAGACUUGUGGAAAGUGCUUAGUUGUACAGUUUUGAUAACCACAGUUUCAUGUCAUCUUAGUCUCUUGUGCACAAUAAAGUAUAUAUCAAUUUAUUAACA
Messenger RNA from Coturnix japonica (Japanese quail), 6364 nucleotides. RefSeq names its product transforming growth factor beta receptor 3 (gene TGFBR3). Gene Ontology annotation, molecular function: glycosaminoglycan binding; type II transforming growth factor beta receptor binding; transforming growth factor beta receptor activity. The record is from RefSeq and is a predicted model, not a curated record. Gene Ontology annotation, biological process: epithelial to mesenchymal transition; transforming growth factor beta receptor signaling pathway; cell migration. NCBI's taxonomy places the organism in Eukaryota, Metazoa, Chordata, Aves, Galliformes, Phasianidae.